UCUCGUUUUUCUUGAUCCAUUAAGUUUUUCCAUAUCCUUAUUAGAAACGACGAGAAUUGAGCUUACGGACGUUGUCCCAUAAUGAUCUCAUAACUUUUAAGUUGUACGCUAUGCAAAUCGCAAAGAAUACGUGGGCGAUGGUGCCACUCGACUUCCGUACCACUCGUUCGAUAUGCUCUCUUUAAAUAAAGCGAUUUAAAUAAUUUACUAGAUAUAAUAUCACCAAACGACUAACUAUCUCCUUUCGAUACUUUUUAAUAAUCUCAUAUAUUCGAUACACACACACACACACACACACACACACACACACACACACACAUACACACACAUAUUUUCUAUGUAUUACAUAGAACGAAUUAAAUAAAGGGUCACGUUUUAUUUAUUACCAUCAUUUUCGAGAUCUUUAGUUUAAAUUCGACCGUACGAACAGAUCUAUUCGAAUAAUUUGGAACGAUCCAUUUCUAAACUGUGUCCGUGUCAUAAACUCUCAUUCGUUUCGAGAAAAGCCGACGCGACGGACGAAAUUCUUUUCGACGACAACAACGACGACGAAGACGACGAUCAGAGAAGACGAAGAGAGAAACGAUGAUGACUCUCGCUGGCAAUGGCACGGCGACGAUGCAUAAACGAUAAUUCGAGUCCGGAUGCGUCACGCCUCUCCACGAUUUACCCUUUAAAUCACUAUUACCAUUAAGGGCUAUCAUCAUCAUUAUCAUUAUCAUCAUUGGUUUCAUCUCACUGGAAAGCGAAAAAAAUAAUAAGCGUCGCACGGAGGCACGACUAAUUUCCUGGACGAGAUAGAGGCUCACUGCUGUCCCGCGACACUUUCCAAGCGAUGACGAGAGAGGAAGCAACAGCAGCAGCAGCAGCAAUCUUCGAAUGGAAGCAAUAAUCGAUCGUUAAAACUUGAAAGAGAGAAAUUCUGGAACGACAACGACGACGACGACGACGACGAUUGCUAUAACAUACUAUAGUUGAUUUCAACGAAAAAAUUCGUCUUUUCCGAUAUAUGUAUCGUUUCCUUUGUCUUUUUUCGUUUUUUUUUUUUGGUUUUCUUUUUCUUUUAUACGUAAGAAAAAGUACUACAAGCACGUUUACGAAUUUUCGUCCUAAUUUUCUUAAUGGCCGAAUAGAAAAAGAUCAGCUUUAAUAUAAUAUAUAAAUUUGUACGAAAAGUUUAUUAUAUCAAAGGAAACGUGUGUCAUUCGAUCGUUGUGUUCGCUCGAUGUACUAUUUACAACUUGUUAAGUUUAUACAUUGAAAAUUAACGAUCGAAGAGAGAAAGAAGAAGAGGAAAAAAGUAAGAAGGAAAAGAAAAAGGAAAAGAUAUAUAUCGAGUGCUCGUCGACGAAAUAUCGAACGACGUUUACGUCGGUGGUGUCAAGCAGGAACGGAGACAACUGUUGUUAAAGAAGAAGAAGAAGAAGAAGAAGAAGAAGAAGUAGAAGUAGUAGAAGAAGAAGAAGAAGAAGAAGAAGAAGUGAAGGAAGGUGGGGAGAGAGGAGGACGAGGACGAGGACGGGCCUUUCGCGCGCGAGCAAGUGGGUCAGUGUCCUGGCCGAUCGCGAGGAGAGACGACGACGAGUACGUCGUGGAGAAGAGAAUAUUUUUUACGAAACUCUUUCACCCUCUCAAAAGAUGAGACUAUUUUAUAAUUUUAUUAUACGUUGGAUUAUUGAACUUCGGUGAAAAGUGAGAAGAAAAAAAAAGAGCUAAUUUUAUUAUAUUUUUUUUUUCUCCCUCUCUUCUCUCUGUCUCUCUGUCUCUCUCUCUCUCUCUCUCUCUCUCUUUCUUUCUUUCACUCUUUAUUUUGUUUUUCCUUCGUAACAUUCAUUUCCGUUUCUUUAUCGUUAAUUUUGUUUCCAUCGUACUAGCACAAGUUCCCAUUCCGGAUUUUUUCCCCACUUCCUUCUUUUUUCUUUUCGUUUUGUUUUUCUUUUUGUCUUCGUUAUUUUAUUCUCCCCCAUUCUCCCGUUGUGUGAAAUUUGUGAGGAAGAAUUCGUUUAUCACGGUGGAUGAUGUGCCGCGACAGAGGAUCAAGCAACGACACGUAACGACACAUCAGUUUGUCCGAUGACAAACGUCAAUAGGAUCAGGGUGGUCGUCCUCGGCGGCCCCAGAGUCGGCAAGUCCGCGGUGGUCGUCCGAUAUUUAACGAGGCGAUACAUCGGCGAGUACAGUUCGACCAGUGAUUUCCUUUACCGGCACAGCGUUACCAUCGAUAACGUUACUACCGAGGUGGAGAUACUGGACACUUCCAGGUGCGAGGAAAACGGUUGCCUCUAUUCGCACAUACGAUGGGGCGAGGCCUUCGUCGUCGUUUACAGCGUUACAUGUAAACGAAGUUUUCAAGAAGCAAGAGGACUUUUAAAACAGCUUGCAGAUUUACGUUUACCAUCCUACUUCACUGCACUCUUGCUCGGCAAUAAGAGAGAUCUGGAUCAUGCACGAGAGGUAUGCGUUGACGAGGGACAACAGCUGUCAUUGGCUCAUGGAUGUCAAUUUUAUGAGGUCAGUGCUGCCGAAAGUCCAGCAGGUGCAGCUUUAGCCUUCCAAGCACUUCUACGAGAGGCAAGAUCGGUCCAACUUUUACGGGCUUUACCGAUACGUAGAAAGCUUGGUGUUCAUUCGGUUUCAAGGGUCCUCGGCACGAUAUUUGGCAAAAAUACAACCAAGGAUCGUAAGAAGAGGCCAUCAUUGAGUAUAUGACGCCUUCUAUGCGCCCUACUCCUCGGAGCUCGCGACGAACCCGAUAGAAGAACCGACGUCGUUGUCCUUAGUAGCAACGUUUAUGCAAAUCGUUGAUCGUCCUACUCUUAUUUCUUAUAUACGUACAUAUAUAUAUAUAUAUAUAUAUAUAUAUAUAUAUAUGUAUAUGUGUAUGUAUGUAUAUAUGUAUAUAUUUUUCUAUCCUUUUUCUUUACCCGAUUUCUUUUUUUUUUCUCCUUUUUUAUAAUGACUUCGUAAAAGUUUUAAAUGAAAAAAUGGUAUAUAUAUAUAUUUACGUAAAAGAAAGAUUUCAAAAAUUAAUGAAUUAAUUCAGAAAAGAUAAGUGAUAUACAAUG
Vespa velutina is the source of this 3065-nucleotide messenger RNA. Its product is annotated as ras-related and estrogen-regulated growth inhibitor-like. The record is from RefSeq and is a predicted model, not a curated record. Gene Ontology annotation, molecular function: GTP binding; GTPase activity. NCBI's taxonomy places the organism in Eukaryota, Metazoa, Arthropoda, Insecta, Hymenoptera, Vespidae. The transcript is spliced from 6 exons. Bases 2074 to 2709 code for a protein of 211 amino acids.